This is a messenger RNA of Notothenia coriiceps (black rockcod), 769 nucleotides long. RefSeq lists its product as uncharacterized. The record is from RefSeq and is a predicted model, not a curated record. The annotation marks the transcript as partial. NCBI's taxonomy places the organism in Eukaryota, Metazoa, Chordata, Actinopteri, Perciformes, Nototheniidae. The transcript has 4 exons.
UGUAAAGACUUCAGAACUGGAGUGAAAGAGAGUAAAGCACUAAAUGUUUAUUUUCCAUGUCUUGUUCUCUCUGAAGGCGUGGUGGAGGAUGGAGCUGGAGGACAGGAGACUCAGUCCACUUCCAGUCAGACCCGGGCCCAGAUCCAGGGCAGCAGAAGACCCCCGGGCGGCAGCAGCCGAGGAGUGGAGGAGCAGGUGGAGCCAGAUGUGGUGCUGGUGAAGGUAGAAGAGGGGGAGCCAGGGAGCCAGACAGGCCUCAGCAUACAGGAGGGGUUGGUGGAGUCGAGCACCGACGACUACAGAGCUGUUCAGCCGUUUGAUGACAUCACACAAACCACCAAUCAGCUGUCCGACCUGCAGGAGUCAAGGCCGGGCUUCUCAGAGUCUGCAGCCCCUCAGUCAUCGGCGGACCCCUGCAGUGUGGCGGCGGUCCAGCUGAGGGUACCAGACACCAUCUCAGCAGCUACCUCCAGAGCACAACAACAGCAGAGGUCCAUCACCAGCACCCCCCUCAGCUCUGAGUACUCUCUGUUUGAGCUGGAGACCUUCUUCACCCGCUGGGCCCCCGACAGUGACUCAGCCAGCAGGGGCCCUUCAUUUCCUCUCCCUGCUGAUGACUCAGCAGAGUGUGACCAGGAUGCAGUUAUCAUAGUAGAGAGUGAAACACAGCCUCUACCUGUGGCAGCACCAGGCUCCGCCCCCUCAGCAGCGAGGUUGGGUGUGUGGCAGAGUUCCUCCUCCAAUCACAUCCAGCCGUCUGUGUCACAUG